This is a messenger RNA of Arabidopsis lyrata subsp. lyrata, 955 nucleotides long. RefSeq names its product putative F-box protein At3g47150. Lineage: Eukaryota; Viridiplantae; Streptophyta; Magnoliopsida; Brassicales; Brassicaceae. The coding region runs from base 1 to 918 and encodes 305 amino acids. The record is from RefSeq and is a predicted model, not a curated record. Gene Ontology annotation, molecular function: protein binding. The transcript has 2 exons.
AUGGUGAAGGUGUACGGGCAAGCAAAGAAGAGGUGGUCUCUUGACUCGUCUCUUUCGCCACAGAACCCGCACGGUCUUAAUACUCCCCAAGCUCGCAUGCGUACUCCCCUAAGAAAGGCAGCAAAAGAAAGUUUAAGGGAGUCUCCACGAGAAAAAGUCAAUCUUCUGUCCAAAUCCGACACCGACUACAUUCCUCUCGAUCUCCAGAUUGAGACACUCUUAAGAUUACCAGUAAAGUCUUUAUUGAGAUUUCAAUGUGUCUCCAAGCUUUGGUCCUCUAUCAUCACCAGCCAAGAUUUCAGAAACCGGCAACUGAAUUUUGCUGCUUCCUCAGCUCCUUCUCGUCUCCUCAUCACUUUUUAUGACUUUCUCGGAAAAGUGAUUCUGUUGUUCUCGUUGCCUUACCCAAACGUAUCUUCCUCUUCCCCUCCUUCACGUUUGGUACGCUAUAAAGAUCUUAGCCUAUUCAAACUCCAUGGGAGAAAGGUAUAUAAUGCGGUUCGCGGAUUGAUAUGCAUUGGAAGUAAACGGAAAGUGGGGAUUUGUAACCCUAGCACGAGGCGGCUCCAUGUUCUUCCCCAAAUCAAACACAAAGAUCCUCCUAUCAAUUUGGAUGUUGAUCCACGUUGUAACUAUUUUUUAGGGUACGAUCUUGUUGGAGAUCAGUACAAAAUUCUCGCUGUUGAUAACUGGCGUUGGAGUUUGGAACAGAAGGUUGUGGUCUUAGGAGGAGAAAGAGUUUGGAGAAAGGCUCCAUGUGCUAAAUGUCCUCAUGUUUCUCGAACCCCGGCCCUGUAUAUGGACGGAACACUAUACUAUGGGGCCAAUAGAAGAGGCAUGAAUAAUAUUUCUAUAAUUGUUAGUUUCGAUGUUAGGCUUGAAACGUUGAAAAGCAUCAAAAUACCGGUGAUUUUAUGAGGAUAUGUGGGAUACAUAUAAAACUCUGAUGAACUAC